GCUCAACGCUGUGCCUCGUCGAGAAGCAAAAGCUGAAAAUCCAAUUUGUUGUAAAAAGCUAAAGUCAACAAAAACACAAACAUUGAAAAACGUCUCAUCAACGGUAUCGAUGUGAACUUUUAACCACUAGAAAAGCAAACCCGUAACCGAACUGUGAUAACGUAAACAGCAAUUGACAUACACACCUGAAUUUAAAAAGAGAGACAGGCACGUCAAAAGUUGCCGCAUAACCUAAGCUGUGAUAAAUUUGCAUACAAAAAUAAAUUAGUUAACAUACGCGUACACAUAUAUAGCCGUGAACUUGAGGUCCCACAAGAGUCUGGAGUCAUGAGUGGAAUGGCUAAUAUCCAGCAGCAGCAGUGGGCCGACUCCACCUCCACGCCAGAGGGCCAAGAAGGCGACCCAAUGUUUAGUAGUAGUAUCGUUAGAAGAGAGUUUAAUGAUAGUGGAAUUGCUGGAUGUGCUGAUGGUAAAUUCCGCACCAUCUCGACUUCGUCUUGCGCCACCAACAUGUCAACUGACUCUUACCGCAUCUCUCUCGGUGUAGGGCCUCUGUGGUGGUCCGAUGUCCCUGUCCACCACAGAACAGAUCACGAUAGGGCAUCGCUCUUAACGGGCUAUAGCCGUAAGUCCUCGGUCGACUCGGCUGGUGGCAGCUUGUUUCACGCCAAUUCUGGUUCAUCGUCAUCAUCGUCCUCAUCAUCGGAAUGCUCCGACUCCAAUAACGACAUCCACUCGUUGUAUUCGGAAGACGAUUGCCAGGAAGUAGUGCGCCAGAUCUUGCAGCAUGACCAGCCCGUGCAAAUUUCCAUCAAAUUGCACGUUACCGAAGAUCAAUACACCAAUUGGAUGUCGAUUUUGAACCCGGUCAACAAUAUGCUGUAUGUCGCCCUUCCCAUGGAUCUACCACCAGCUGGUUCAAAGCAAACCUUCAUCUCAUUGUUGGAAUUCGCCGAGGACAAGUUGGAAGUAGAUGGAAUCGUUUUGGCUAUGAGCAAGAAUCAACCUGAUUGCGCUCGUUUGAUUGAAGCAUUUCUGUUCAUGGGAUUCGAGCCGCUGUCGAGGAAAUCACCAAAGGCACCACCAGCUGCCGCCAAUGAUAACGAAAACUACUAUUUUCUAUAUACAAUCGAGGAGUAAACGGAAACGUUGACAAUUGUUGCGCAUCACGCAAAUUUCAGCAACUGCUAAACUCAAUAUAAAAUCAUAUUAACUUACAAUAAUCAAUUUAUCUGGCAUCAAUAACAAUUUAAAAUUUCAAUCAGUAGAUUAUCAAAACAAUCGACAUAUUGACCCCAAUGUGUUCAAUGAAAGUAAAAGAUUUAAACCAUAGUUGUCUCAUCAUAUACCAAAUUGUUACAAAUCUGUGAACGCGCCUUUAUUCAUGGUAGUUUUUCGAUUAUGUCGCGUCUAUUAAAAAAGAAAAGAGGAAACUUUGCGUUAGCCACGUUAAGAGCAAGCUUAAAUUGUCGUAUAUUAUUACACAAUCAUAAUCAAAAAAAAUAUAAAAAGUAAAAAAAAAAUACAAAAUCAAAAAAAAUUAAAAAAAAAAUUAUACUUAGUUUAAAACCCAGAUUCCAUUGAGCUGCAAAUGUAACUUUAUCUGACAUUUUAAUCCUAAGAUGUCUGCACAAAACGCGGUUAGUGAUUGAAAAGCCAGUUGUAGAUGCGGUUGUAACUCGAUGGAAGAAAGGGGGAAGUUUAUUUGUGAAUUAUUAUUUAACAAUAUUUAUGUAUUUUCAUUGUGUAUUUCUUUUUCUUUAAUUUUCCACACAAAUUUAUGUAAAUUGUACUUUGUUAUUAAAUAUUUUCCCUUAAGCAAGCUACAUUCAAAAUCCCAAGAUUAAGAACAUUUUAUAUAAUUAUACAAGUACGAGAAUAAUAUUCGCUAAACACACCUUUUAUCUACAUACAUAAUACAUACAUAUAACACAUUUAUCAAGCAAAUACAUAUACAAAAAUAGAUCUAUAGGAAUACGAGUAAAUAAACUUUCAAAUCAAUAGAUAACACCAGCAAGCAAUAAGAAUUAGCCUUUUUCUUUUUAUAUUGUAUGGUUUAAAUGUUCAUGCAAUAAACUAUAUAUACUAUAUGGGCAUUUCCACAGAAAAGUCCACCAUGACCGAAAAAUUAAAAGUUAA
Messenger RNA from Scaptodrosophila lebanonensis, 2139 nucleotides. RefSeq names its product ornithine decarboxylase antizyme (gene Oda). The record is from RefSeq and is a predicted model, not a curated record. Gene Ontology annotation, biological process: positive regulation of protein catabolic process. NCBI's taxonomy places the organism in Eukaryota, Metazoa, Arthropoda, Insecta, Diptera, Drosophilidae. Gene Ontology annotation, molecular function: ornithine decarboxylase inhibitor activity. Gene Ontology annotation, cellular component: cytoplasm; nucleus.